AAACGAUGACGAAGUUUUGCAACGAAUAGCACACCAACAUGAGCAACACAGAUUCUAAGACUGCCUCCGUCGUUAUCCACGGCUUCUCCAAGCCCAGCGCGAACAUCCCCAGCGCCUCCGGGUACUGCCAAAAACUCGAGACAUUCCUCCGCGCGGUCGGAUCGCCGUCCUACGAGCUCGCGGACGCCGUCCCGUUCACCGCGCCCAAGGGCAAACUCCCCUGGGCCACGAUCACCACCCCGGGCUCCAGCCAGGUCAUCCCCGACUCGCACUACAUUGUUCGCCACCUGAUCGCCAGUGGCCUCUCCCCGGAUCCGGACGCAUCCCUGACGCCCGCCGAGCGUGCCGAUUCGCGCGCGUGGCAGGCGUGGGUCGAGGAGCUCGUUUACCCCGCCGUGGUGAGCACGCGCUGGCUCCGGCCCGCCAACUACGCGAUAGUGAAGCACGAGCUGAGCGCGCCCGCGCCGGUGAAGCCGGUCAUCGCGUGGAUCAUCUAUCGCCGCAUCAAGACGGGGCUGACGGGCCACGGCGUCGCGCGGCACUCGGACGAGGAGGUGGACGUGCUGCUGAAGGAGUACGUGGACGCGUUGGACGCCAGGCUCUCGGCGGCCAAGUCGGAGUUCUUCCAUGGGGGAGAGGAGCCGACGAUGGUGGACAUCGUGACUUGGUCGUUCCUCGUCAACUCCCUCGCGUUGCAGUCCAAUCCGGAGUUCAACGUUCUCAUAUUGGGCAAGCCGCGCUUGAUGCGGUACGUGGUGGCGCUCGCGAAGAAGUGGUUCCCAGAGUACGAGUCCAUCAUCAAGUUGGGAACAUGAGGGGAACUCGUGGUUGGCUGACUUACAGUCCAUCAGACGUCCUCUAUACCCGUGUAUUCACGCACUUGCAAAUGGGAUUAUUCUUCUUCGCGAUGUUGUUUUUCUGCUUGUUGUGUAUAGGCUAC
Messenger RNA from Punctularia strigosozonata HHB-11173 SS5, 940 nucleotides. RefSeq lists its product as uncharacterized. Lineage: Eukaryota; Fungi; Basidiomycota; Agaricomycetes; Corticiales; Punctulariaceae. Bases 39 to 815 code for a protein of 258 amino acids. The record is from RefSeq and is a predicted model, not a curated record. The transcript has 2 exons.